CUCAAUCACCAUGUAUGUAAUAAUCCGGUCUGACUGCCCGUUCGCCUGCCCGGUCGUCCGCCCUGUCAUCUUUGGCUUUGUUCGCCCACCAACGCGUAGUUUCCCCGUUGCCCGUGAGUCCAGCUCAGCACCACACAGAGGUUUACUUGACGCAGCACAGCCGGGCAGCACAGGAGCACCUGAAAGAGCCGGGCAGCACAGGAGCACCUGAAAGAGCUUGGCUGCGAGAUGGCAUUCUGAAUAAUGAUCAAUCUGUAGAUGGGAGAGUAGGGACGUUUGUUACGACGUUCGAUUGACUUUUUCGGUCGAGCGUCGAUCUGGUGCAGUGCGUGACUGUGACUUACAGAUCCUGCGCGAAUGGGCGACGAAGGCCCGCCAUCCAUCCAGAGACUGGAGGAGGUGAGAUGGGGAAUGAUUGGAUGCGGCAGCGUGACAGAGCUGAAGUCAGGACCCGCGUUCUCUAAGAUCGCGGUUUCGAGCCUCGUGAUCGUCAUGAGGAGGACGAAAGGCUUGGCGGAAGAUUACGCCAAGCGCCAUGGUGUACCCCGCUGGACAACGGACGCCAAUGAAGUCAUCCAUGAUCCAGAGGUGAAUGCUGUCUACAUCGCCACCCCUCCAAGCUCGCACGCAGAAUAUGCCAUCAAAGUGGCAAUGGCGGGGAAACCAGCGUACGUGGAGAAGCCGAUGGGGAUCUGCUACAAGGAGAGCGAGCGCAUCCUGGAGGCCUUCAAAACAGCGGGACUGCCGCUCUUUGUCGCAUACUACCGCCGAUGCCUGCCAAAUUUUGUCAAAGUCCGAGAGCUUGUCAGAACAGGUGCAAUAGGUCAGGUCAGGGCACUGCAUUUGCAGCUUCACAGGCCCGCCAAGGAGACUGACGUGAAGUUGGCUGCAACUGCUGCUGCAGCCGCAGCAGCAGCAGCAGCAGGAGGAGGAGGAGGAGGAGGAACAGGUGAGGUGGAGGGGUUACGAAGACCCUGGAGAGUCGAUCCGCUUGUGGCGGGAAAAGGUGGAUAUUUUCGAGAUUUAGCAUCUCAUCAGCUUAAUUACCUCGAGUAUGUUUUCGGUCCCGUGGUCCACGUGUCGGCUAUUGCACGCAACCUAGGUAAACUUUACCCGACGGAAGACACAGUAAUGGCAAGUCUCGAGUUCGAGUCCGGCGUGGUUGGUACCGGAAACUGGUGUUUUGCGUCGUCGAAGGCGGGUGACUGCGAUUUCUGCGAGAUCUACGGUGAUCACGGCAAGAUCCGUUUCAGUUUCUUCCAAUCGUCUCUGAUAGAGGUUGACAGCGGGGGGGCUACGCGGACAGAGAUGGACUUGCCUUACCCUCCGCAUGUGCAGCAACCUCUCCUGCAGACCGUCAUGGCAGCGCUCAGAGGCGAGGGGCUCUGCCCCAGCACAGGAGACGCAGCCGCACAAACGGACCGAGUUCUGGAUGCUAUUCUUGGGGAUGCCGACGGGCAUAUCGAGGAUGGCAAACGGUUGGAGGGCGGGUGUGUGACGGAGUGGGAUGGAAUGGGAUGCAUCAGAACAGCGAUUUUGGUGGUGAUUGGCUACUUGUCUGACACCUUGUUGAUGCCGUCAUACUCUUAGGAUUGCAGAUGACGGUGGCCAGAACGAUGCUGGAAAGUGCCAGGGCUUGGUUGUGCUGCCCUGUAACCCGAGUUGGGUGGGGGCAUGAGGCCUGGUUGUUCUGGGGCGGGUCGCACCAUCCUGUAACCCAGCAGCUGGGGAUGUGAGCCCUGGUAGAGGCUAGGUUGUUGAGAACAUGAGGGUUGAGAUAGGUUAGGAUAAGCUGCUAAAAGGCACUAGGGGAGUUUGGUUUUGAUGCUGUAAAUGCCUCAAAGCUCCUGUGGAAUAAGCGUAGGUAAUUCAAGGUACUUCAAUAGAUUCGUAGUCUCUUUAUAGUCCUCCUGAAAUUGUUAGUUGGUUCAUAAUUGCUAUCCCCAGCUGAAUUUCUCUUUUCUUCUCUUCUCUUCUCUUUUCUCUCCUCUCCUCUCCUCUUCGCUCCUCUCCUCUCCUCUCCUCUUGUGCCCCCCAAAGUUCAGUACGCGGUCCCUCUAUGUGUCUGAACAUUCUCUACGAGCUCCUAGAGGCAGUGUCUACUGACGUAGACAGCACCCUAGCCCAGCUCUUGUUCACGU
This is a messenger RNA of Chara braunii, 2141 nucleotides long. NCBI's taxonomy places the organism in Eukaryota, Viridiplantae, Streptophyta, Charophyceae, Charales, Characeae. The record is from the annotation of a GenBank genome assembly.